UACUUUUAUUCCAUUGUUAACCUUCGUGGUCCCUAACUUUCCGGCGUCUUUUUUCCUCGAGGUUCCAUGUGUUGGAGAUGCAGGUGAUAGAAAUUACCAGACCCCAACUCUAGUUUAUCGUCCAUUUUCAGACGCAUCUGCACUGGAUCUCAGUAAUCUCUAAUCCAUUCUCUUCCUUUUCUCUCUCUCUCUCUCUCUCCAUCGACCUUCGCAUGGCUACCUCUCUCGCCUGCUCUCUCCCCCCCGCGAUCAGAGCCUCCUCCGGUUCCCUCUCGAAGAAACCCGACUUGAAUCACAAGAAACCCGUUUCCUCAACCUGGUGGGCCCCGCUCUUCGGAUGGUCCGCCGAUCCGGAUUACAUCAACACUGCCUUAACAAAUGAACCGCCUGAGAAGAAGAUCCAAAUGUCGGAUCCGGAAAACGAAAUGGGUCGACACAGACCCAGGUUCCCGCUCGGGUGCUUCACAGAAGAGAAAGCGAAGCAGCUUAGGAAAACGACCAUGGAGGGCUCCUCAUUCCAUGAUAUGAUGUACCACUCGGCCAUCGCGUCUCGUCUUGCUUCAGAAGCCUCGAGUUGGCACGGCGAGUAAAAAUCUCGACGGAGAUCCGGCAAUGUCGUCGGGUAUGCUGGCCUGUAAAAUUUGUCGAAAUUAUAUUAUCCUAUUUUCUCUUUUUUUUUUUUUUUUUUUCCCCAAUCCAUGGCCUUAUAAGUGAGUCGAGACUAGUUGUGUAUGCUUUACAAACCCUUUAGGAUUGACACAGUGUGUGUGGAUGUCUUAUUUUUCUGAUAUCUAAUUUGCUUUUCUCUCUCGAGGACCCACAUUUGACGUGGCAGUAUAAUGGACCGUCCGAUAAUGAUGAUGAUCACGAUCUACCAA
This is a messenger RNA of Carica papaya (papaya), 878 nucleotides long. Its product is annotated as plant/protein. The record is from RefSeq and is a predicted model, not a curated record. Lineage: Eukaryota; Viridiplantae; Streptophyta; Magnoliopsida; Brassicales; Caricaceae.